GCUUUCAAAAGAUUAUGGCAUGAGCGAUAUUACGCAGCCUGCUGCCAUGUGAAGAGCAUCUGAGGACUGUAGCGUCACAUCCUGUGUGCAAGCAUCUUCUGUGCGCAGAUCCUCAUUCAUUGCGCUCUUCAUGUAAACACUGAUGCUCGCUCGGCGUCCGUCAUUUAGCAACGAGGAGCGUGCGUUCGGGUUAUUAUUACACCACUGGACCACAGCGAAGCCGCCGCUUUACUGAAGCAUGUAGCGAGGACGCGUCUGUGAGGUCGCCGCUGCACAUCGCGUUCCGUCACGUGCUGGUAAAUCCGUCGCGUUUCGUCGCGCACCGAUCAGAUUGCGAUCUGUUGGCUAAUAAAGCGGGACGCGGUCGUGGAAUGACGCCAUUGCGCGACAUCUCUCCGCGCAGCAGCUGAUGUUUGAUGGACGCUGAGCGCCGUGAAGGAUGAAGAACCGCGAAUAUCAGCAGAUAGAUCCGCAGGCGCUCGCGACGCCUCCGCCGCGACCUCUGCCCGAGCACAAGCCCAAACGUGUCCGGAGAAAAUGGGAGGUGUUUCCCGGGAAAAACCGCUUCUGCUGUGACGGACGCAUCAUCGUGGCGCGUCAGAGCGGCGUGCUGCCGCUCACUCUGGGGCUCAUCCUGCUCACCAGCGGACUCUUCUUCAUAUUCGACUGCCCGUUCCUGGUGAAGCACCUCACCAGCUGCAUCCCGGCCAUCGGAGGGGUCCUGUUUGUGUUUGUGGUCAUCUCUCUCCUCCAGACCAGCUUCACGGAUCCGGGGAUUCUGCCCCGGGCCACACCAGAGGAGGCCGCAGACAUCGAGAAACAGAUCGACAACCCGACGGGCUCGUCCUCAUCUUACCGCCCCCCGCCGCGCACGAAGGAGGUCGUCAUCAAUCAGCAGGUGGUUAAACUCAAGUACUGCUUCACCUGCAAGAUCUUCCGGCCGCCGCGCACCUCCCACUGCAGCCUGUGUGACAACUGUGUGGAGCGCUUCGAUCAUCACUGCCCCUGGGUCGGCAACUGUGUGGGAAAACGAAACUAUCGCUUCUUCUACACCUUCAUCGUCUCACUGUCUUUCCUCACGGCCUUCAUCUUCGCUUGUGUAACCACACACCUGGCUCUAAGGUCACAAGGAGGAAAUGGGUUGGUUUUCGCUCUCCAAGCGAGUCCUGCCAGUGCUCUUGAGUUAGUGGUUUGCUUCUUUUCAGUUUGGUCCAUUUUGGGCCUCUCAGGCUUCCAUACAUACCUGGUGGCUGCAAAUCUUACUACCAAUGAGGAUAUUAAAGGCUCCUGGUCAGGGAAAAGUGGAAAUGAGGACGUUGGAAAUCCUUACAGUUACAACAGCAUUAUCAAAAACUGCUGUUCUGUGCUCUGUGGACCCAUGCCACCCAGUUUGAUUGACAGGCGAGGUUUUGUGCCCGCCGAUGACUCCGUCCAGACCAGUCCUGUGGAAAUCGAACUCCCGGCUGCUAAAAACGACAUAAACAUGGUAGGAAGAGCAAUUUAUUUGUGCACACAGGGAACCAAAGGUCUGCUGGAAACGGCUUCUCGAUCUCCUCUCCUCACAAGCUCCUGUCCGCAGGCCAAACCUCAAGCCGUGCCGGCCGUCUUGGAGACUCUUCCAGAGAUCGUCCCGUCACCUGCCCCGGAGCUGCCCAAGACCGCUGGAGGACACCAGUCGACCAACACCCCUCACAAACAUCACUCACACCACAGAUCCAAGGCAAAACAAACCACUCACAACCCCACCCACAAGACCUCCAACUCCUCUCCAAGACCUCAUCACAGCCACAGUUCAAGACGGAAAGACUCCAAGAACAGAGACCCAAAAUUCAGUUCUCUGCGCUGAGCAAUGUCCUGUGAUGGUGGAUGUUAAUGCAUUUCUUGGAUUAUUUGAAUUUGUGCUCAUGAGAUUGAUUGAUUAAUUGAUUCAUCGAGUUUUGGUUGUGACUUCAAACAAACAGGUAUGAUAUUCCCAGAAAGACCUCCAGGUUUACGAAACUGCCGGCUGUAUUAUUCUUCUGUAGAGGAAUGCCAUCAACUCUGCAACCUGGAGAGCAAAUAAGAAGUAUGGACUUCCGUUAACAGAUUGAUGACUGGAAAACUUUGCACAGUGUUUCCAUAUAAACAAGCACAAAGGUCUCAAGAGUGAACUGCAGAGCAAUUGCCUUUAAGACAAUUGUCAAUAUUAACAGUGAGUUCCAAAAUGAGCUUCAUCGGGACAGCAAUAAUGGAACAAGAGCACUGUCGUCCUCGCUGUGGACAUGAACUCUGGGAUCCAUUUCUCUGGCCUCUUUUAGGUCUCAUUGGGGAUGCAUUGGUCAAGCUUCAAUAAGCAAAGAACCAAUCUUCUUUAUGCAAAAAAUAAGAGCAUGCCUGGAGAAUAUAGCUCACAAUCAUUCUUCAUCCGUCAUAGGGCUGCACGAUGAAUUGUAUUAUAAUCAUGAUAAUUUCUGCCCCUCUCGAAUUUUUGAAAAUUGCCCCUCUUCGAAAAAAUCUGCGCUAUUUGCUCACUGGUAAUUUGCCCUGAAAACGUUUGUUUAAUUUGUCAUUUGCGUUAUCGUACAUUGGUAUCAAGACUCCACUAUCGUUCAUUGUUGCGGUUGCCAGAUGUCAAGAGUUUAAAUCCCCCCAAUCAUAGCUCUUUUCAUGAACUGAUACAUUUUCUGUCCAGUGGUUUACUUAAUCAGUGUUGCCAACUUAGCGACUUUGUCACUAGAUUUAUCAACUUUUCAGACCUUAUUAGUGACUUUUUUCAAAAGUCAAUGCAUUUCUAUUACAGAUUUGCACAAAUCUUUUGCGAUAUUUAUAAAUGUCGAUAAAAAACUGUUGCGAAAUGACAGUGUUUCCAUUAACCAAUGCUAUGUGACUAAAACAUAAUUGUUUGCUCUCGCGAUAAGUUGUGGCGACGGAUGUUAAUAGCUUUAUGUAUAUCGUAGCCACCGCACUAGCCAUUAUUAUUAGGAGACAGAGGCGUAAACCCUUUAUGCUUGAGAGUGGCCACAUAUGAGGCCUUUCUUGGAGGUUAUAGUACAUCAAAGGAGUUUUGCGAAAUAUUGUUCCAAUUGCCUGAAAAAUCACCUCAUGCGAGCGUAUAAACUUUUUUUGUGAUACAUGGAUACACAAGUUUUUGCGAAAUCGACGUGUUUCCAUUGAGCAUAUUUUCAAUUUGCACAAUUUGACGGGUAAUGGAAACGCGGCUAGUAGCGACAAACCAAGUGAUUUUUUUGGACAGACUUUAGCUACUUUCCGAGACUACUUUCAAUUGAAAAUCUUCCCAACUAGGCAACCAUUCACACACGCUUUCUCUACCUUACGGAAAAAGCACCUUUGAGCUAAAAACACCAGUUUAGCCAUCUCUGUUGAGAUAUUCUGCUCAAAUAAAAGUUGUUUUCUUUCACGCGGUAGUUUGGCUGUUUGCAGCAACUAAAUCUGCAAGGAAACCAUUUGAGUUGACAUUCUCUUGAUUUGUGCUGAAUGAAAGUGCAAUAAUUCUGAUGAAAUGUAAAAAAGAGAAAAAGACAAUAGUCGUGAUAAUAUUUUUGAGUAAAAUAAUCGCGAUCAACCAUUUCACCAUUACCAUGCAGCCCUGAUCCAUCAUGUGGAACAAGAAUCUUCUCACCAGUAAUUCAUUAUUUUCCCAAAGGACUUCAGCAUGAUUUUGUAACAUAUUGUGUUUGAACAUGGUAUUAAGUGUGCACAAGUACCUUCUAAUGUGGAUGAAAUGAAGCCUCCGAGUUCCCUGAUCACCGUGUUGAAGAUCUAGUUGAAAAGUUAACUAGUUAAUCUGAGUGUUUCUCUCUAAACCUCGUCACGUCUGCUGUUCUUCACGUUGCAUUCCUGACCCACUGCUGUCUAUCGGUAAUUAGUAAAAGAACAGUCUUAAUGCACUAACUCUCAAAGCAGCAAUACUGUAAUGUUUUAGUUCUUCAUCGUUGGACUCAUGUAUGCGUGGACACUUUGUGUUCGAUUGGAAAUGGGAAUGUGGGUGUUGUAUUGUUAUCCAGGUUUUGACUUAAUAUGCAAACUGAAUGUUAUUUAUGAAUGCUGAAAUUGAUCCUCUGUUUCUCAAGACCUCUGCAACAUUUGCACAAAUAAAUACAAAGUACUAACAGGCCAGUCUGGAGUUUGUCAUGCAUUCUGCUGCCUCAUAAACGUCAGACGUGGUGCACAUACAUUUUCUAGUGUGCUUCUGAGUGCCAGAACAUGUGUGAAGGUUGUUAUUUCAUUACCAUUUUAGAGGAAAUUGUACUUGGCAAUUCUGAUAUUCAGGACUUAUGGAUUUAAAAGUGUACUAGAGCUAUGAUCAGAACAGAAUACUGGC
Messenger RNA from Onychostoma macrolepis, 4321 nucleotides. RefSeq names its product zinc finger DHHC-type palmitoyltransferase 18b (gene zdhhc18b). NCBI's taxonomy places the organism in Eukaryota, Metazoa, Chordata, Actinopteri, Cypriniformes, Cyprinidae. Gene Ontology annotation, cellular component: endoplasmic reticulum; Golgi apparatus. Gene Ontology annotation, biological process: protein targeting to membrane; peptidyl-L-cysteine S-palmitoylation. Bases 440 to 1846 code for a protein of 468 amino acids. Gene Ontology annotation, molecular function: protein-cysteine S-palmitoyltransferase activity. The transcript is spliced from 10 exons. The record is from RefSeq and is a predicted model, not a curated record.